CACACAACCCUCGAAAAAUAAAUGUUUUCCUUAUUGGUUUUUUUCUUUUUCCGGUUUAGUGGAAAAUCAAAAAACACUAGACAUUGGAUCAAGUCGCCAUUUUGCGUUUGUUACCUAAUCAACAAAAGUCACGUAAAUUAUCCUUCGGGAAAAAAAAUCGAAAUGUUCACUGGUACUUUGGUCAGAGCUGCGCCUCAAGUGAGGUUAGCCACACGGCAAAUGUCUGUAAUUUCGGGCCCCCCUAGAGUCAGAAUCUCGUUUGCCGAGAAAGUAAUCCACGGGGUUGUUAUCUGCGGGUCUAUGUUGGUCGUCCCCGCUUGGGUUUUGGUAAACAUCAAGAACUACAAAGCUCGUGAUUAAAUCUACUGCAAAUUGCUUAGUCCAGUUUAAUGUUUAUAUUUUAUGUUAAAUAAAUUGUUUAAGGUGUAAA
Tribolium madens (black flour beetle) is the source of this 430-nucleotide messenger RNA. RefSeq lists its product as uncharacterized. The coding region runs from base 22 to 360 and encodes 112 amino acids. Gene Ontology annotation, biological process: mitochondrial electron transport, cytochrome c to oxygen. The record is from RefSeq and is a predicted model, not a curated record. Lineage: Eukaryota; Metazoa; Arthropoda; Insecta; Coleoptera; Tenebrionidae. Gene Ontology annotation, cellular component: mitochondrion. The transcript has 2 exons.